Molecule: messenger RNA, 1649 nt
Organism: Papaver somniferum (opium poppy)
Lineage: Eukaryota; Viridiplantae; Streptophyta; Magnoliopsida; Ranunculales; Papaveraceae
Exons: 5
Coding region: 128-1081 (317 amino acids)
Source: RefSeq, a predicted model, not a curated record
AUCUCAUCACCAUCAUCAAUUCAUCAUCAUCAGCAGCAGCAGAUUCAACACCCUUAAAACAACAAGUUCAACAGUCUAAAUACAACUGUAUCCGCCGUUAACUCAAACCAGACUCGGUGAAGGAAAAAUGGAAGGAUUGUUUCUAUUAUGUUCAAUAAUCACUACCUCAUUAAUCUCCAUUACCCUUUCUCUUCUUCUCCCGUUACAAUACCUUUACACUAGAUUAUCUUCAUCUAAACUCAAAGAAAAAGUAGAGGAUAACAAUGAACCAGUAAUAGUUCUAUAUGAAGGUGAUGUAUGGCAUGAAAGAAAACGUCCGGUUCAUAAUUCUUUCAAAUAUAAUUCUCGUUAUGCUCUACUUGAUCUUGAUCGAGCACCCAAAUCUUUACCUUCUUCUUUCUUUUCCAAUCAUCUUUCUGCUGCCGAGACUCGCAAUAUCACUUCCACUACUGGACCCGUGUUUUUGUUGACAAUGCCUCCUAGCGUGGGAUAUGAGCAAAACCCAUUAAGUGUAUACUAUUGCUAUGAGUUGGUUGAUUCUGUUCUUUGCUUAAGAAAGUGUAUUGCCGAGGUAACAAAUACACCAUGGGGUGAAAGAGUAUCAUUUGUUUUCAAUCCUGACUCUGAUCUUAUUGCAAAGCCAUUGCAUGUCAGUCCAUUUAUGGAUAUGCUUGGGGAUUGGACCAUAAAAGCAACUGCACCUGGCAAUUCUCUUUUAAUAUCAAUUUCUGUUAAGCACCCGACCCUGGGAGACUACUUUAUAGCUACUUUGAAUGCUAAAAGAGUCCCUUCUGGGGCAUCAGACCCGGCAUUGUUCUUUUGGCUGAUGCCUCACAAAGUUGCAUUGUGUAUAUACUGGCAGGCUCUCAAGUUGUGGUGGAAAAAUGUUCAAUUCGUGCAACACCCCAGGUAUCAAUAUCCUACAUACAGAGCAGAAGCUUUAAUGCGGGAUCAGAAACCCCAAGGUUGUCCCAUAUUUUCACAGGAAGAUGAUGCCAGUUACUCCAAUACUGCGGCUGACAAUAAUGACCAGAAACGUCGGUAUGUACGUUGGAGAGAAGCUCAGUGGCCCUGGGCUUGAUUACUUGCGUCAGUAUAGGUAUGUGUUGUGUGCUCAUAAAUCAUAACCAUCGACAAAAUCUGCACCUUGUCCCAAGAAUUGGGAGUAUUAUGCGCUUGUCUGUAUGAGUGUAUGCAGUAUGUUGCAAAUCAUAUUGGUGUCAUUUAAGUUUUACUUCUGCAAUGUAAUUCUAGCAGUAUCAUAUACAUCUCUGAAAUCAUGAUUCGUCUCAGGGUGUCUAAAUUUGUGGUACUGCCAGAUUUGAUUUAUAAGAAAAAUUUUCAAGUAACUGAAGGACUUUAGUUAGUAAUUUUCCAAAACAGUGAACACCUAAAGUAGCGUCGGCUCGACACUCUGAUCGCCAUUAAUUGGUCAAGCGGGUGGCACUACCUGCCCAAUUCGCUUUUCAUGGAGUGUAAAGUCAAUGUCUGCUUAGGAUCCAAACAGUUGGACUGGGGAUCUAAAAUUGGCUCCAACCGCAGGGGUGGCUUGGGUUUUGACUCCAAAUCCAUAAGAUUUUAGCACUUCUAUGUCCUAAUGUCUUGUUCCCCUUAAAGGCCGCCACCACUAGAUAAACUUUGAAGAAAAU